Molecule: messenger RNA, 2559 nt
Organism: Kockovaella imperatae
Lineage: Eukaryota; Fungi; Basidiomycota; Tremellomycetes; Tremellales; Cuniculitremaceae
Product: kinase-like domain-containing protein
Exons: 9
Coding region: 225-2432 (735 amino acids)
Biological process (GO): chromosome segregation; protein phosphorylation
Cellular component (GO): centrosome; nucleus; cytoplasm
Molecular function (GO): protein kinase activity; ATP binding
Source: RefSeq, a predicted model, not a curated record
CAACAUUCAACAUUGACUAUCGCUCAUGUCCAGGGAGAAACUGAUGGUAGCAACCACGCAGCUGCCCUAGCAGAUCAUAAGAAGCUACAGAAAGGCUCAGAGGCCCUCCCAAUGACCUGCUAUCUCUCUUGACACUCACUCGACUGUCCAUUAUAUCAUCUCCCCCGUCCGGCCAGACAGCUCAGCUUUCACUUAACUUCGGCACCUCCUACAUCUCCGACAUCAUGGCGAUACCUCGACGAUCAGCCACCGCAUGCGGUCCAUCAGUGACGUUCUCAGGAGGAGGUUAUGCGGACAUAGCAGAACUUGAUAAGUACAAACUGGUCUCCAACAUUGGCAAAGGCAGCUUUGGCGUGAUUAGCAAGGUCCAAAGGAUCGAAGAUGGCAAGGAAUUCGCCAUGAAACAACUGGACUACUCAAAGUUGACUGAUAAAGACCGCCGGCAAAUCUUGGCGGAAGUCGCUAUUCUGGAGUCCCUCAAACACCGGAACAUCGUCCAGCUGGUUCAGAAGAUCAAGGACCCCAAGAACGAGCGAAUCUACAUCGUUAUGGAGUACUGCACCUCGGGUGAUCUAGGCACGAUGAUACGGAAGGCUCAGAAAUCUGGGCAGCCUCUGAACGAAGAUCGUAUUUGGAAUAUCUUCCUUCAAAUCACCCUCGCUCUCCAUCACUGCCAUUGGCCAGCUGAACGCCCGUCAUCUGCUCGUCAAUCUGGCAGAACGAGCACCGCUGCUGCGGACAACGUACCCAGGUAUCAGGUCCUUCAUCGAGAUUUGAAACCAGAGAAUAUUUUCCUGUCUGACGAGUUUGUAAAGCUGGGUGACUUUGGACUCAGCAAGGAUAUGGGUAACUCGGCAUUCACCAGCACUUAUGUCGGCACCCCCCUGUACAUGCCCCCCGAGAUUCUGGCUGAGAACCGAUACGACACAAAAUCAGAUAUAUGGAGUCUCGGCUGUGUCGUUUUCGAGAUGUGUGCCCUGUCGUCUCCAUUUUCUACCGCUCAAACUCAGGCCGAGCUCAUAGCAAUGGUCAAGUCUGGCCGACUGCCACCUCUACCGUCGUCGAUAUCACCGGAAUUAACGCAGGUUGUCAAGGCGAUGCUGACGCUAAAUCCCGCUAAACGCCCGACAACCAAGGAUCUACUGGAGCUGAGCGAAAUGAAGAUGCACAGAAAGCUAUUCACUGUGCAGAAUCAGGCUGCUCUUAUUGUGUCCCGGCGUGAAGAGCUGAGACAGCUUGAGGAGCGCCUGAAAGCACGAGCUGCUAGUUUGGACGAGAAGGAGAAACAUCUUGCAGCUAUGGAAGCCAGUCUGUUGGCUCGUGCUCACGAGCUCGGAACAAGGGAAGAAGAGACUCGAGAGACCAAGCGUCGUCUCAAUGCGGCCGCUGAACAAUUGCGAGAUCACUGGGAUCGAAUGAGGGAGGAAAAUGAUCGGACACGAGAUUCCCUUGGAAUGCCCAUGUUGGGAGCAAGCGAUGCGCCCUCUAUGUCACGACGGGGCUCUUUAGCUCCAAGCAGACCGGCAAUAGAAGAACGUAAUUCCGCACCAGUCAUCUCCGCCACUGGCCGCCACUCCAAGGCCGCCGUACAGUCGACCAUUAGCGCCUACGAUGAUACUCCAUCAAAGAUCCCGUUCUUGUCCAACGCUUCUGGUCACUCAGGUGAUCGACCAGGAUCUCGAGCAGCGACGCCACUGCGACGUAAUGCCACCAAGUCAAUGGGCAAUCUCGGCUCGCAGUAUCGUAUGGAUCAAGCACGCCACGAAGGCACACCCGCGCGUCAGGUCCUGCCUCAUUUCGGAGCCAAGCAGAGAUCCAGUAUCGGCAGUCCGUCUGAUGUUCGGAUGGACCAAGACAUCUCCAUGGCAUCGCCGGCUUCCUCAGCAUUCAUGUCUCCUGUGCCUUACAUGCCCCGACCAAGGCGAUCUUCCAUCGCCCCAAGUGCAUAUUCGACGCAAUCAUCAUCGCGACCACCGUCCACCUCUACGUCCACAGAUUCGAUUACAUCCGCUGAUCACACCGAAAACGAUCGUCGAUCGCAUGAAUCCAAUGAGAACGUCCCUGUCGUCCCGCCGACCAUGAUUCCUGGACCUGCGAGCUUUGUCUAUCGAGAAGCAGCUACUCCAGCAAAAUGGGGCGCAGAAGAUCCCGAUCUGCCAUCCCCAUUCAUUCGGCGCAUGCCUACUGCUCCGGCUCGAUUGCAACAGAAUGGAGACCAAUACGUUCAGCAAGGGAUCAUUCCUACUCGUCAACCUCUAGGCAGUAUUGACGUCCAGCCGUCCGUCGGAGUUGGCAUAGGACAUAUCACUGGGAACAAGAAGGCUCCUCCUCGAAGUCGAUCCGGGACUUUGCAUCAACAAGUCUUGAAGAGCAAUGCGGCGAGGACAAGUGAAGGAGCAACGGGGAGGAACAGAAUCAGUGUAGCGAGAUGAGCUGGGAGACAUGAGUGCGAGAGUGGAGUCUUGUAUGUAGUACGUUGUAUAAUUCAUGGGACAUUGGUCGUUUUCGGACCUGGCUUUUUUUUUUUUUUUCCUUCACGGUGGCAUGCAAUCUGCUUUU